AUGACGUCACUUCUUCAUUCUGACAAAAACAAUCAUCGUAAAAAAUUACCGUGUGAAAAAAAACGUAAAUACGCCAAAGCGAAAGAUAAGAAGUUAUUCAAUAAAUCACGAAAUUGAUAACUAAUCAGCGACAAAUAUUGAGCUUUUUUGAAGCAACAAAUUCGGGAAAACAAGGAAUUCAAUGUACGCUUGUUAGAGAAGACCAUUAGAAAGAAAUUUAAAGAAAAAAAGUAAAAAAUAUAUAAAUAAAAUGUGGAAUCAACCGUAUCAAGGUUAUCAAGAUCCAAAUCAACAAUAUUAUGGGCAACAGCCCGGAUAUCCGCCACAGCAACCCGGAUAUCCGCCUCAAGGAUUUCCCCAAGGCCCCGGAUACCCUCCGCAAGGCUUUCCUCAAGGCGGAUAUCCUCCGGGAGGUCAGCCUGGAUUUCCUCAGCCAGGAUUUCAACAACCCGGAUUCCCAAAUAUGCCCGCUGGAAUGGGUUUUCGUCCGCAAAUGCCUCCCGUUGGCGACGAUGAAGGCAUGAAAGGCUUCGAAUUUAAUGAUGAAAGUAUUCGUAAAGCGUUCAUUCGGAAAGUUUACUCGAUUUUGAUGUGUCAGCUCUUGUUGACGCUCGGAUUCAUCGUGACCUUCAAGUAUCACGACAAAACAAAUUUGUGGGUGCGACAGAAUCAAUGGCUGUUCUACGUGUCGUUGGCUGUUAUGAUCGUAACUCUCAUUUCGAUGGCUUGCUGCACGAAUGUUCGACGCACGGCUCCGACAAAUUUCAUCUUUUUGGGAUUAUUUACGCUCGCGCAAGGAUUUAUGCUCGGAUGCACGACAAUUGUCUACAGAGGCGACGAAGUAAUGUUAGCGGUUGCCAUUACGGCAGUCGUUUGUUUCUCGCUGACGAUUUUUGCGUUCCAAACGAAAUGGGAUUUCACCGUAAUGGGCGGCGUUUUGUUCGUUGCUGUCAUUAUUUUGAUGCUUUUUGGACUGGUAGCGAUCUUUUUCCCCGGAAAAACGAUGUCGAUGGUUUAUGGAUGCUUCGGAGCGAUUUUGUUCUCCAUCUAUUUGAUCUAUGACACUCAACUCAUGAUGGGAGGCAAACACAAGUACUCGAUCAGUCCUGAAGAAUACAUUUUCGCCGCAUUGAAUCUCUAUUUGGAUAUUGUCAACAUCUUUAUCUACAUUUUAACCAUCAUUGGAGCAUCACGCGAUUAAAUUUUAGUCUGAAAAGUAUAAUUUUACAUCCUUAUUAAAAAAUAAUCAAGCAAAAAAAUCAAUAGAAGCAUAAAACAACUGAUACAAUUGAAGAAAUGUGUCUUACGAAAGUAUUCACCCGCAAAAUAACAGACAAUAUACACUCCAAUGACCUCUUUUUCAGAGUUCAAUAUGGAAAAAAAAAUUAAAAUCAAAGAAUUUCGGAAAAGCUUCGUCCAAAAAUGUCUGUAAUUUUAAUGUUUUAAAGAAUUUUUGCUUAGAUCUUAAAAAUAUUUGUUAUUCUCUCAUUGUUUUUUCUCGCUGCAACUUCAAGUGAGCUGUAAAUGUUUAAAAAAAUAUUAAGAUUAAUCGAAUAUUAAUAUUAAAUAAAAAAAAUCACGAAUAUAUAUAAAAAUAAAAUAUUACACUCCUAUAUUUAUUACCUACUAAAAAUAAAAAUAAUAUUAAUAAAAAAAUAAAAUAAAUAAAAAAUAGAACAGAUUUUUUUCUCAAGGAAUUUGGAGAAUUUAUGAAUGUAGAAUUUUCUAUACGCGAUAGAUGGUAUUAAAUAUAUUAAAAUAUUAUUAUUAUUAUA
Messenger RNA from Culicoides brevitarsis, 1775 nucleotides. Its product is annotated as protein lifeguard 1-like. The coding region runs from base 251 to 1201 and encodes 316 amino acids. The record is from RefSeq and is a predicted model, not a curated record. The transcript is spliced from 5 exons. Lineage: Eukaryota; Metazoa; Arthropoda; Insecta; Diptera; Ceratopogonidae.